AUGACCUCUCGAGACGAUCCUCGACAACGGCAGCAGCAGCAGCAGCAGCAGCAACAACGAACGUUCACGCCGACCUCGGCCUCGUCCCUCUACGCAUCGCCGGCCUCGGAGAACGGGCGCCUGCCGGCGCCGCCGAAUUCCUAUCCGCACAAUGGUACCUCUCACCUGUCCGUGACCUCAACGCCAGGGGCGGCAGCAGCAGCAGCAGCAGCAGCAGCGUUCAAAGCCGAGCCGUCGCCCUCGUCGUCGUCGGCGACGCCAGGCCGCCCGUCCAACGGCUCCAAGAGGGCCGACAGCUUCGACGGCGCCUCGGCCAGCCCCGACCCCGCGAACCCUGAUGCGCCCAGGAAGAAGCAGAGGCGCAAUAAGCCUACCCUGUCCUGUGCCGAGUGUGUCGAGCGCAAGACAAAAUGUGACCGAGGCAGACCACAUUGUCUAGCAUGCAUCAAGCGUCAGACAGAAUGCAAAUAUGCAGUUGUCGCCAAUAUCCUCGACGAAACAUCACGGUCCAUCACCAAUGGCCGUCGCAUGACCAAACCCCCCAAGAAGAAGCCCUCGGACCUCUCCAGCAUCCCCAACAUCGCCGACCGGGGCAUCACCGAGGGCCGCGGCUUCACCUCGCGCGGCUCCGUCGGCUCCAUCGCCUUCUCCUCCUCCACCGGCCUGCUGUCCAACGUGCCCUACUCGCUGCCGACCGCCAGCAACGUCUUCGGCAUCGGCUCCGAGCACCCCUUUGCCAACUACUGGACCUGCGAGGGCGGCCUGCCCGAGGUCAUCUCGGUGCUGCCGGACAAGAUCCAGGCCGACAUCCUGCUGGCCCAGUACUUUGAGUGCGUCGACCCCGUCUACCCCAUGAUCCACCGCCAGACCUUCUACGCCGACUACGAGCACUUCUGGAGCCUGUCGCCCGACGAGAAGAACCAAGUCGACGCCUCCUUUGUCGGCCUCAUCUUUGUCAUGCUCGCCCUCGGCACCCAGUUCGUCACCUCGACCUCCCCCCGCGACGGCAAGCAGACGGCCGAGUUCUACGCCUCGGCGAGCAACCAGGCCCUGCGCAUGUUUUCCUACCUGAGCGCCGCCUCCCUCCGGUCCAUCCAGGCCAUGGUCUUGUUGACCUACUUCCUCAUCAACGACAAUCACGCCUCGGACGGCUGGGCGUUUGCGGGCAUACUAAUACGCCAAGCUUACGCCAUGGGCUUGCAUCGCGACCCCAACAUUGUGACGCCCGAGGCAAGCAUGUUCGAGAAGCAGCAGCGGCGCAAGCUGUGGCAGGCGGUGCUCCUCCAGGACACGUUCCUCACGGUGCUCCUCUCGCUGCCGCCGUCGGCGACGCACACGGACGUGUCGGUGGAGGACCUGCUGGACGACGGGUCGGCGAUCGCGUCGAGCGACCCGACGGACAUCGCCUACAUCCGCGGGUCGUGGACGCUGGCGAACCUGGUGCAGGAGACCAUCUGCUCGGCGCGGUCGCUGGACCUGCCCAUCUGCUCGACGCCGCGGCACAAGUCCAAGCUGCUGUCGGACUUCCGGGCCGUGUACCGGUCCUUCCCCGACAUCUUCCGGUCGUGGGACGCCGAGAGCCUGACGGCGCUGGCGCGCACCAACAAGCGCGUCGUGCGGCAGACGCUGUUCCUGACGAGCAACUACCACCACAACAUCAUGCUCGUGCACGCCUCCGAGAGCCCCGACACGCCCGUCAACCUGCGCGGCACGCUCGAGGCCGCCCACGAGGCCAUCACCUCCUUCUUCCUGCUCUUCACCAUCUUCGAGCUCGAGGCCCGCGUGUGGUGGGUGUUCAACCACCGCGCCUUCCUCGAGGCGCUGUGCAUCGGCAGCGUCCUCCGCGAGGCGGCGCGGGACAAGUCGACGGCCGACAUGGCCGAGAGGGAUCCGUUGUUCGUGAGGGGCAGAGGGGAUAUUGCGCGCAUGGUCCAGAUCAUGGAGCUGAUGGGCGAGGGCGAGCAGGGGUCUGACGUGGCGCGGGCGAGGGUGCAGGUGUUGAAGGACCUGCUCUGA
This is a messenger RNA of Colletotrichum graminicola M1.001, 2016 nucleotides long. Its product is annotated as fungal specific transcription factor domain-containing protein. The coding region runs from base 1 to 2016 and encodes 671 amino acids. Gene Ontology annotation, cellular component: nucleus. The transcript is spliced from 6 exons. Gene Ontology annotation, molecular function: zinc ion binding; DNA-binding transcription factor activity, RNA polymerase II-specific; DNA binding. NCBI's taxonomy places the organism in Eukaryota, Fungi, Ascomycota, Sordariomycetes, Glomerellales, Glomerellaceae. The record is from RefSeq and is a predicted model, not a curated record. Gene Ontology annotation, biological process: DNA-templated transcription; regulation of DNA-templated transcription.